GGGACAGGCAGGAGGGCGGGGAGAGGCUGGCAGGGCAGGAGCCGGGCGGGGUGCUGGCUCCAACUGGAAAGGAACCGGUCCCAGCCCAGCCGGGGAGGCUGCGGGAGAGCCGGCAGCGCUCAGGGAGAGCACAUCGGCCCCGGCUCCAGUCCCGGCCCCGGCCCGAGCAGCCGCCGCCUGCCAUGGGCACCGCGUCCCGCGGUGGGUCUGUGAAGGCAGGGAAGAUGCCAGAAGGGGAGAAAACGAGACAAUGUAAGCAAGAAGAGGAGCAGCCGCAGAAAGAAGAGGAGCGGGAGGGUCUCAUCGAAUUCUACAGUUCCUACAAAGAGCUAUUCCAGUUCUUCUGCAGCAACACAACCAUCCAUGGGGCUAUUCGCCUGGUGUGCUCCAAAAAGAAUAAGAUGAAGACAGCAUUCUGGUCUGUUCUCUUCUUUCUCACCUUCGGCUUAAUGUACUGGCAGUUUGGGAUCCUCUACAGGGAGUACUUCAGCUACCCUGUCAACCUCAACCUCAACCUGAACUCUGACAGGCUGACUUUCCCAGCCGUGACACUGUGCACCCUCAAUCCAUACAGAUACAGUGCCAUCCGAAAGAAGCUGGAUGAGCUGGACCAAAUCACCCAUCAGACACUGCUAGACCUUUAUGACUACAACAUGUCUCUGCCACGAAGUGACUGGUCCACCCUGUCUACACAAAAGCGUAGCUCAAGGAGCCUGCUCCAUCAUGUCCAGCGCCACCCUUUGCGGAGGCAGAAGAGGGAUAACUUAGUCAACAUGCCAGAAAACAGCCCCUCAGUGGACAAGAAUGACUGGAAAAUUGGCUUUGUUCUGUGCAGUGAAAACAACAAGGACUGUUUCCAUCAGGCAUACUCCUCAGGAGUGGAUGCCGUGCGGGAAUGGUACAGCUUUCACUAUAUCAAUAUCCUGGCACAGGUGCCUGAUGCAAAAGCCCUGGAUGAGUCUGAUUUCGAGAAUUUCAUCUAUGCUUGCCGCUUCAAUGAAGCAACAUGUGACAAGGCGAAUUAUACCCACUUCCACCAUCCCUUGUAUGGGAACUGCUAUACCUUUAAUGACAACAGCAGCAGCCUAUGGACAUCCUCGAUGCCUGGGAUCAAUAAUGGUCUCUCUCUGGUGGUGCGCACCGAACAGAAUGAUUUCAUCCCUCUGUUGUCCACGGUGACAGGAGCCAGGGUCAUGGUCCAUGACCAGAAUGAGCCAGCCUUCAUGGAUGAUGGGGGUUUCAACGUGCGUCCUGGUAUCGAGACCUCCAUCAGCAUGAGAAAGGAGAUGACUGAGCGUCUUGGGGGCAGUUACAGUGACUGCACAGAGGAUGGCAGUGACGUGCCAGUGCAAAAUCUGUACUCAUCCCGCUACACUGAACAGGUCUGCAUUCGCUCCUGCUUUCAGCUGAACAUGGUCGAGCGCUGUGGCUGUGCCUAUUACUUCUACCCCUUACCUGAAGGAGCAGAGUACUGUGACUAUACAAAGCACGUAUCUUGGGGCUACUGCUAUUACAAACUCCUGGCUGAAUUCAAAGCCGAUGUGCUGGGCUGUUUCCACAAAUGUCGGAAACCUUGCAAAAUGACAGAAUACCAUCUGUCAGCUGGAUACUCCCGCUGGCCUUCUGCGGUCUCAGAGGAUUGGGUUUUUUACGUGCUUUCACAACAGAACAAAUACAACAUCACAUCCAAGAGGAACGGAGUUGCCAAAGUGAAUAUCUUUUUUAAGGAGUGGAACUACAAGACCAACGGGGAGUCUCCAGCCUUCACGGUAGUGACUCUUCUGUCCCAGCUUGGGAACCAGUGGAGUCUCUGGUUCGGAUCCUCUGUCCUUUCUGUGAUGGAGCUUGCAGAGCUGAUUCUGGAUUUCAUUGCCAUCACCUUUAUCUUGUCCUUCCGCUGGUUCCGUUCCCGGCAGAAGCUCUCUCCGCCGGGACCCUCUCCAAACAGUCAUGAUAACGCUGCUUUCCAGGAUGAGACACCAGGUCUCAGUGCUCCACAUCGCUUCACUGUUGAGGCUGUAGUGACCACUCUGCCAUCCUAUAACAGCCUGGAACCACGUGGGCCAAGCAGGGAUGGUGAGGUGGGACACGACUGAGACAGCAGCUUAUUCCACCAUUCAGAUAGGUGGCAAUUGGAGCAAAGGCUGCACACUUUGCUGUGGGACCUGUGUUUUCCUUCCUUCUUGGGUGCUGCACCUGAAUCAUAGCAGAAGACUGCUCUGUGGUUGGCCUGGGUUCAUUGCUUUCACUACAGUAGGUGAAUUACUCAGUCUCAUAAAAUACUAUUGCUCUGGGGAUCACCAGGGAUGAGAGUUGAUCUAGUCUAUGUAUGGGGGAGAUGUCCUCUUGAUUUCCUUACACUCUGUGCAUGUGCACACCCACACAUGCGUGCAUGCUUGCUUUUCCCCGCAACAAGGAUGCUGCCACUGUUCUGGUCUGUCGUUAAUUAAAGAGGUUUGGCAGGUGCGACUGGCCUCCUCUGUGGUAUGACAAGGGACAGGAGUGGAGCCUCAGCUGGGGUACUAACCUCUCAACAUGCUGAGCUUUGUUAAGGUCUCCCUAAGGUUGGAAACUGGUUGCUCUUUCCUUGUUGCUAAUAUCUGACUGUGAUCCCAAGACUGUGCUACCCACGCCCUUCUCCCUCAGAGAAGAGGCUACUUGAGACAACAGCCACUGGCAUAAUCUCAACCAUUACUAUGCACAAUUCUCUGGAGAGGUGGUUGAUGCUUGCUGCCACUCCCAGGUCUGGGACAAAACACCUCUGGCAGAGCCAGGUUUCCCUUUUCAAGCUGCCUGUGUUGCACUUGUAGAUCUUGGGUGUAUAGCCUCCCUUCCUUGUGAUGCACCAUACACAUGUACAUCCAGUGAUUUAAAUGUUUGCCAACAGGUCUAGGAGAAAUUGAUCUCUACACCUGCUUGGCCCUCCCUGCUUUCAUGAGGGAAACAAAGAGAGUUUGGCAGGAUUAUGCACACCCUCAAAAAAAUCCCAAACAGUACCUCUGCUACCAUGGGAUCCCACAAAAAUCAGAAGAGCACAGGUCCUGCAGUGCCUGUUCUGCUUGACCCGACCCUUAUCUGGUCCACCCACAGAGACUGCUGAGGCUCUUCUUCCUAAGCCAAGCACAGGAGAAGUAUUGCAGGCUUUAGUCAAAAAUCCUUCCAGUUAAAGCCUUAUCCUAUUCGAUCGGACCACAUAGGCAAAGAUGGUCCUCCUUUCAGGAACUAAUUUGGGGACCUUUGCAUAAGAGAACACAUCUUAUUUCUUGCAGUAA
Molecule: messenger RNA, 3272 nt
Organism: Chiroxiphia lanceolata (lance-tailed manakin)
Lineage: Eukaryota; Metazoa; Chordata; Aves; Passeriformes; Pipridae
Gene: SCNN1A
Product: sodium channel epithelial 1 subunit alpha
Exons: 13
Coding region: 183-2096 (637 amino acids)
Biological process (GO): sodium ion transmembrane transport
Cellular component (GO): membrane
Molecular function (GO): ligand-gated sodium channel activity
Source: RefSeq, a predicted model, not a curated record